AUGUCGAUGAUAGCUUUUCAUGGGAAUUUGCUGAUAAAAAAAACUUGGUAUGGCCCUUACCAGAAAUAUCUCCCAACCAAGCAGACUGCACUUCUUACCUUGUUUGAUGAACUUGGAGUGCCACAUGAAGAAGAAAAGCAGCUGCAUGGUUAUAUUCUCACCAUCAUUGGUUUGGAUGUGGACCCAAAUGCAAUGACUAUCACCAUGCCUGAUUCUUCCCGAUUAGAACUCAUCUCAGCAAUCCGAAAUUUUGCAGUUGUUGGAUCACAACACUCAUUACAUGACUUUGAAAGCUUAGGUGGUUGGUGCAAUUGGUCUUUCAAUGCAUAUCCUUUACUCCGACCUGGCUUAUCUAUGUUUUAUGCAAAGAAACAUGGAAAAACACAGCCAUUUCAACUCAUUGGAAUUAACAAAGCUUUAUGCCGUGAACUCAUUUGGAUGGCUGAACAUCUUGAACACAUGCCAGGCAUUCUCUUGUUAGAUUCACUUGAGUGGGGUCCUCACCUUGCAGAUAUCUUGGUACAAACCAAUGCCUCCUCUAAGGGUCUUGGUAUUUGGAUCCCACAGUUGGCCACUGGGUACUAUUCACAUGUUACAAUGCCAUCAGAAGAGGGAACCUUUUUCAAUGAAGCACUAGCUGUUGUCUCUGCACUUUUGAUGACACUGGAUUUGUCUUCCAGACCCCAUCGUAUUCUCAUCUACACUGACAACACAAACACAGUUGAUAUUUUUGACUCUCUACAUGCCAAACCCCUCUAUAACCCACUUCUCAUCACAGCUGUUGAUGCACUAAUCACCCACAAAGCUCAACUUCGUGUCCUACAUAUUCCCAGAUCUCAGAACACAAUUGCAGAUGCUUUAUCCCAGGAUAACCAUGACUUUGUUCUUGCUCAGCAUCCCAAUGCCAGAAUACAUAAAUUCAGUCUUCCACAACUGAAGUCUGGAUCAGAUAAUGUCAAAUAG
This is a messenger RNA of Desarmillaria tabescens, 963 nucleotides long. RefSeq lists its product as uncharacterized. The transcript has a single exon. The record is from RefSeq and is a predicted model, not a curated record. The coding region runs from base 1 to 963 and encodes 320 amino acids. Lineage: Eukaryota; Fungi; Basidiomycota; Agaricomycetes; Agaricales; Physalacriaceae. Gene Ontology annotation, molecular function: RNA-DNA hybrid ribonuclease activity; nucleic acid binding.